AUGGACCAGCCGACAGACGCCCGUCCGCCACCCGAGCAUGCCUACUGGGCUGAGAUUGAGGAGGAUCUGUCGGUACCAGAUGAAGCAGAGGUGAAGGAGAUUGAGUCAAAGGCGGAUAAUGACGCCUCUGCGACCAAGUAUGACCAUUGGGAAAAGACCUUCUACCCCGACCUCGGUGACCCCGAGUACAAGCCUGUCGAAAAGGCGCGCCUGUCUUGGAAGUUGAAAGGCGUUCGAGGAACGAAGGAAUGUCCAAACUGGGCUACGGUCAUGCGCUCUCCCCCUGCGUAUAUCAGUGGUUACUGGUGGACGAUCAAGUUCUUUCCUCGUGGGAACAAGGCGAAUUCGUUGAGUAUUUAUCUCGAAUGUUCGAGUACCAUGCCAACCCCGGACAGAACAUUGCCCGAGAGCGAGUUCAAGGUACUCCGGGGAGCCCCUGAUGCCACAUUGAACGACUGCACUCCGGAUCUGGACCUCAAGACCGAGAAAACAGAUGACUCAACCGCCUGGCUGGACAUGUACAAGUCCAAGUACCCACCAGCAGCAGCUUCGCAAGAGCGCUCCCAAACCUGGAGAGUCGCUGCUCAAGUCGCAGUCAUCAUCUACAACCCCGACGAACCCCGCACCGCCUGGAUGCAAUUCUCGUGUCACCAGUUCAAUCCCCACAAUUUGGACUGGGGCUGGACCGACUUCCACGGCCCGUGGGACAAAGUCCACGUGCGUCAACGUGGUCAGCGCCAGCCGCUCCUUCGCAACGACACCCUGGCCUUUGACGCUUAUAUUCGCAUUAUUGACGAUCCAACCCAUUCGCUUUGGUGGCAUCGCAGUGUCACGGAGAAUACCUGGGAUAGUCUGGGUUUGACUGGCUACCGGCCACUGGGUGAUUCUGGCGUCAACCACCGUGCAGAAGUAGCGGGGCUGGCUUCUUGGUUGCACAUUGCUCCUUUCUGCAAGAUCAUCCAAAGCGUCGAUGUUUUGGAGCAUCUUGCCAACUGCGAGAUCAAGCCCAAGCCUUUGUGUGAUGCACUGCAAAGGGUCCUGUGGACGGUGCGCUCCCGCAGUGGGUCGCAGUAUGUCGACACCGACGUGGUCACCGCUACACUGCGCAAUCUGAACGAGUACUCGAGCGACGUAUCCGAAUUCUGGGAACGUUUGCGUCGCGGUCUUGAACUGGAACUGGCGGGGACCAAAUCCGGCGAAGAAUUCGCCAAGCUGUUUGACAGCCCGUCUGUUGCACAGCUCCCCGGGGCCUUAGAACCCGUCAACAUGCUUCCCCCGGAUUACAACUCGCGCAUCUGCGUCCAGGCCGAUGAAGUCAAAACGACAGGUGAAGCUUUGGCCCAGUAUUUCAGCACAAAGCCAGGCCGUUGGGCCCUGCCCCCUGUGCUCAACAUCGAGCUUAACCGCCACAAACUUGACCAAGUCACAAAGCAGUGGCGCCUCCUCUAUAACCGCGUCGAUCCGGACGAAGAACUUGAUUUGACAGAACAAGUUGCAGAGGGCCAAUGCGGCCGUUACGUCUUGUAUGGUUACGUUGUCCACCGCGGCCGCCGCACCUCAGGCAAGUUCUUCAGCAUUCUCCGUCCUGGCGGUCCGGGAACGCGUUGGUUCGCAUUUGACGACGGCAGCGAUAAACGCGUCGAGUGCUUGACACGGAAGACGGCACUGGGACCGCAUUUAGGUCUGGAUGCUUCUAAGAAACCAGAUCAGAAGACUGGUCAUGACGUUGCUGUAGUGAUUAUGUAUAUCCGCAGCGAUGUCGUAGGUGAGUUCUUGCCUGGUCCGCAGGGACAGUGGGAUGCGCCGGAGGAUAUGAGGGAGUACUACGAGACGGGCGAAUACCCGUUCAACAAAACUGUGGAUGGCAAGCCUGCUGAAUCUGAUCUGCAAGUGGAAGUCUACUCGCUGCCUAACUACGACGAGAUGGGUAGUUUGUUCGAUACAUAUGAUCUGAUGUCUCGGGCCAAGUCAAGCAACAAUGCCAUGUACCUGAGCGUACCCCGAUCAUCUACCUUUGUCGACCUCCGCAACAAGGUGUCGUUGUGGAAGUCUUCAGGUGGAGAUGCCAUCCUGUCAGAACAUGUCCGUCUCUGGCAAAUCGGACAUACGCUUGAUCGUCAUGGACCAACGCUUGCAUUCUCCCGUGUCUCGUCUCUCAACGACACAUUGGAUCUACCAGCAAAGGUAGCGCGUUUCUGGAUGCAAGUUGUCUCAGGUGAAGAAGCCAAAUACUUCGCCAUGCCAGAUCCGCCAAAGAGUAUUGCUUCGGCGCAGAAGCCUAUGCUCGAUGGAGCUGUCGUCGAGCAAAGGUCUUCGCAGUCUAUUCACGAGGUGGAUGAUUCUGUUGAUCCGGCUUUGCUUGAGCAGUCGUCUGGAACCGUUAGCAAUGAUGGACAGUCAUCUGCUCCUACGCCUCCAUCGUCGGUGGAAGGGAACCCUGACAGUGAUGCUGUUUUUGCUCGAAGGAUUGCCAAUGAGAUUCGGCAAAUGGAUGUGGCUGCGGCGUCUGAGGCAGCGCAGCAGCAGGAACAGCAGCCAACACCCGAUGCUACUGCUGAAUUGACCAUCCAAACUCGAUCCACCGAAGCAUCCGAACCCGCUACCGCUGUCCAAUUACCAGCACCCCACGUCUACUACUUCCUCCAACUCUUCAACGCAGACACCCAAUCCCUCCGCACAAUAGGCACAUUCUUCUCCCACGCAAACGAAAACAUCAAAUCCGCACUCCUCACCCACCUCCCCAACCCACCCAAAGACAUCAUCAUCUACCAACGCACCGAAACAACAACCCUAACCUCCCUCUCCGCCAGCGAAACAUUCAACCCCGUUUCCACCCCCGACGGCACCAUCUUCAUCGUCAGCGAGCGCCUGUCCACCGAAAAACGCACUUCCCUCUACACAGCCGGCAACUUCUCAACCCCACAACCUCUAAUAACCUACCUCUGGGCCUCAUCCCGCAAACAUCCAACGCAAUCCUUCACCGGCACAGCCACCCUCCCCGCCUCCUUCAGCACCGACUCCUACACCGGCACCCUGCUUAAAGGCCACUACCACGGCCCCGGCACCCACAUCACCCCCCUCGGCUCCACUUACACCGGCACCUUCACCUUCUCCCUCCGUCACGGUCAUGGCACCAUGACAUACCCCUCCGGCGACACCUACGAAGGAUCCUGGGCGCACGACGUACCCCACGGCCAAGGCACAUACAUUGAAGCGAAGACCGGCAAUAAAUACGUCGGCGGGUAUAAGGAUGGAAAGAGGCACGGGAAGGGGGUGAGCUAUUGGGAGGUUGCGGAUGAGGAGGCGGAUUUGUGUUCGAUUUGUUAUGGGGGGGAGAAGGAUGCUGUUUUUAUUGGGUGUGGACAUGUCUGUGCUUGUGUGGGGUGUGCGGGGUUGGUGGAUUUGUGUCCGAUUUGUAGGAAGCGGGUUAAGAGGGUGAUUAGGAUUUAUAGGGCUUGA
Messenger RNA from Aspergillus glaucus CBS 516.65, 3459 nucleotides. Its product is annotated as putative MATH and UCH domain protein. Gene Ontology annotation, biological process: protein deubiquitination. The transcript is spliced from 2 exons. The record is from RefSeq and is a predicted model, not a curated record. NCBI's taxonomy places the organism in Eukaryota, Fungi, Ascomycota, Eurotiomycetes, Eurotiales, Aspergillaceae. Gene Ontology annotation, molecular function: cysteine-type deubiquitinase activity; protein binding. Bases 1 to 3459 code for a protein of 1152 amino acids.